AUGAGUAGUCUGAGUAUGGCCAUGGGCAUCGCCACAGUAGCCCAUGCGGCCACCAUAUAUGAUAUCUGUGACAAAAAUUACUUAAAGAAAGCCCUUGCGGCCAUUUCCACCCCACCGGGAAUCACCAUAUCCCCGGAUCUGGUGACGGCAAAUGUGGUUUUUAACGAGACCAUUGACUCUUACUUUUUCCCCGACUCGGUGGUGGAAUUCUGCAACACAACUGUUGCAUAUUCACAUGCUGGGCGAGAUGAUCAAGUGUUACUACAAAUCUUGUUGCCAGCGCCCAAUGAGUUCCAGGGCCGCUGGCUCUCCACCGGUGGCGGUGGGUAUUCUAUUUACUCAGGCAUGUGGACCCUACCCGGAGGCAUUGUAUAUGGUGCUGCCAGUGGGUCGACUGAUGGUGGAUUCGGCAGUUUCGACACCAAUGCUGACACGGCGAUGUUGCUUGGUAAUGGAAGCGUUGACUACGAGACCCUGUAUAUGUUUGCCUACAAGGCACAGUGGGAGAUGUCACAAAUUGGGAAGCCUUUCACCAAAAACGUGUAUAACAUGACCGACGACGACCGUCUAUAUAGUUAUUACGCAUCCUGUUCGGAAGGUGGACGUGAAGGUUGGAGCCAGUUACAACGUUUCGGCGACGAGUGGGACGGGGCGGCGGUUGGAGCCCCAGCUUUCCGAUGGUCAUUCCAGCAGACACAGCAUUUGUUUUCCAAUAUUGUCGAGAAAACACUGGAUUAUUACCCCCCUCCGUGUGAGCUGGACAAAAUCGUCAAUCUCACGAUAACUGCCUGUGACCCCCUAGACGGUAAAGUCGACGGCGUCAUUGCGCGGUCUGAUCUUUGUCUUCUACAGUUUGACAUACAAAGCACGGUGGGCCAGUCAUACUACUGUGCUGCGGAGGGAUCGAGCACUCCAGCACAAAAUGGUACAGUCUCUGCCGAAGGCGCAGAACUUGUGCAGCAAAUCAUAGCCGGCCUCAAAGACUCGGAUGGCCACCAAGUCUACCUAUCGUACCAACCUGGCGCAGCAUUGGAUGAUGCGGAGACAGCAUGGAAUGAGGAUGCAGGGAAAUGGGAGCUUUCCAUUGAUGAGCUCGGUGGGGAGUACAUUUCGCUGUUGGUGUACAAGAACUCCACCACGCUCGAAAGCCUUGAUGGUGUCACGUACGAUACGUUGCGCGACUGGAUGAUCUCGGGCUUGCAUGAAUAUGACAGCACGCUGCAGACGACAUGGCCCGAUUUAUCCCCCUUUCGAAAAGCUGGCGGUAAGAUCAUUCACUACCAUGGCGAGGCGGACUACAGCGUGCCCACGGCCUCGUCGGUCCGCUACUGGGAAUCUGUGCGGAGCAUCAUGUAUCCGCGCCAGGACUACAAUUCCAGUGCCGAAGCUCUGAAUGAAUGGUACCGCCUCUUUUUAAUUCCUGGAGCUGGUCACUGCGCGCCUAAUGAUGCCAUGCCAAAUGGACCGUUCCCAGACACCAGUCUGGGCUCUCUGAUCGAAUGGGUCGAGAAUGACGUCUUCCCCACCACAUUAAAUGCCACUGUAUUGCAGGGAGAGCAUGAGGGGGAGAAUCAGCAGCUAUGUGCCUGGCCACUUCGGCCUCUCUGGGUCAAUGAUGUAAUGGAGUGUGUUUAUGACCAGGCAUCUAUCGAUACCUGGCAUUAUGACUUUGAUGCUAUCCCAGUGCCAGUAUAUUAG
Molecule: messenger RNA, 1698 nt
Organism: Penicillium pulvis
Lineage: Eukaryota; Fungi; Ascomycota; Eurotiomycetes; Eurotiales; Aspergillaceae
Product: putative tannase
Exons: 1
Coding region: 1-1698 (565 amino acids)
Source: RefSeq, a predicted model, not a curated record